Messenger RNA from Podarcis raffonei (Aeolian wall lizard), 2732 nucleotides. RefSeq names its product chromatin licensing and DNA replication factor 1 (gene CDT1). NCBI's taxonomy places the organism in Eukaryota, Metazoa, Chordata, Lepidosauria, Squamata, Lacertidae. Gene Ontology annotation, biological process: DNA replication preinitiation complex assembly; mitotic cell cycle; DNA replication checkpoint signaling. The transcript is spliced from 10 exons. Gene Ontology annotation, molecular function: DNA binding; DNA polymerase binding. The record is from RefSeq and is a predicted model, not a curated record. Gene Ontology annotation, cellular component: nucleus. The coding region runs from base 117 to 2009 and encodes 630 amino acids.
CGGGGCUUAGGCCAAGCCCGCGAAAGUCGGAUACUUUGUUGCCGCCGGAUGGAACGCUGAGUAGCAAGCCGGGCUCGGAAGGUUCCAUCGGGAGACGAAGCGGCCACGUGGACGCCAUGGCGCAGCUCCGGGUCACCGAUUUCUUCGCGCAGAACAAGAAGGGCCCCGCGGCGGGCAGCUUGAGCGCCAAGCGCCGGAAGGUACAAGCUGAUGGUGCCCCCGAGCCCCUGGAUGCCGGCAAGCCCGAGAAGAAGAAGGAGCAGCAGCAGGAGGAGGAAGAGACGGGGCCGGGCCUCUUGGAGCCUCCUCGCACCCCGCUCGGCUCCAGCUGCCCGCAGCCCGCGCUGCCCAGCAGCAGCAGGAAAAGGCGCAGGCCGGAGCCCGAGGCGGAGCUCGCGCCGGUCUCUGCCCAAGGCCGCCGCCGUCUCGGUGCGAAGGGCACCGCCCGGAAGACGCUGGUGAUGCCCGCGGAGGAAAAAGGGGAGGCGGUCCCAGGCUUUGCUUCCCCCACAGCCCUUGGGGUACCCAGCCCCUCCAGUCUGGAUAAAAAGGCAAAGGAUUUGGCCAAUGUGACUCUUUCACCAGGUCUGCAGCUGGAGACCACAGUGCAGCCUGGCGUAGUGCCGGUAGAGAAGGAGAUGGUGUCUAAGGAGAAGUUGGCGGAGCUGAGCGGUCGUCUGGCGAAGAUCCGGGCCCUGGCACAGAAAGUCACUUUGCCAGCCAGCUCCUCAGAGGCUGACGGUGACAUAAAGAGCAGAUUAAAACGGGCUCGGCUGCUGGAAUCCAAAAUCAGCAAGAGGAAAGAGGCUGAGAAGGAGAAACUGAGGAACCUCCCUCAACUCCAGCUGGGCGAAAGCAAUCCUGAGCCAACAGCAGAGACCAGUGCGAAGGCUCCAGCCUUCCAGCGCUUCCACAACCUCGCCCAGGACGUCCCCCCGGGACUUGCGCUGCCUUACAAGUACAAGGUGCUGGCUGAGAUGUUCCGCAGCAUGGACACCAUCGUGGGGAUGCUUUUCAACCGCUCGGAGACGGUGACCUUUGCCAAGGUCAAGCAAGGCAUCCAGGAUAUGAUGCACAGGCAAUUUGAAGAACGGAACCUGGGUCAGAUCAAAGCUGUGUAUCCAGCUUCGUACAUCAUGCGCCAGGAGAAGAACAUUCCCACCUUUGGCACUCCCGGUCAGAAGAGAGGCGACUACCAGCUGACGAUCGAACCCGUGCUAGAGGCAGGAGAGAAGCUGUCGGCAUCGCACCUGAUGCAGCGUCGGAAAAUAUUUGGCAGGAACUUGGUUAACAUCGUAAAAGGGCACCACAAGACUUUCUUGGCGUCUCUCAACCCUCCGAUGGUGGUGCCGGAAGACAAACUGACAAGGUGGCAUCCCCGGUUCAAUGUGGACGACGUGCCUGACAUUGUCCCUGCGGAGGUGCCUCAGCCCCCGCAGGUGGACAAAAUCACGACUGCUCAAGAGGUGCUGGCCAAGGCUCGCAGCCUGAUGACGCCCAAGAUGGAGAAGGCGCUGGCCAAUCUGGCUCUGAGGACCGCCGAAACCAGCCCCUCUGUGCCGGAGUCCCCUCAGCCACCCCCGCCAGCUCCGACUGGCACCCCCAGCAGCCUGAAAGGGGUGUCGCAGUCCUUGUUGGAGAGGGUCAGAGCCAAGGAAGUUCAAAAGCUGCAGGCGCUGAUGGUGCGGAACCCGCAGCAGGAGCGGCGCCUGGACAUGCUGUCGCGUCUGCCGGAGAUGGCGCGGGUCCUGCGCAACGUCUUUGUGGCGGAGAAGAAGCAGGCGCUGCCCAUGGAGGUGGCGUGCCAGCGGAUGAUGGCCAGCUACCGGUCCCUCAUGACGUUUGGAGAGACAGAAAAGCACCUUCGUCUCCUCUCAGAGCUGCUGCCCGACUGGGUGAGCGUUCUCCCCAUCCGGCAAGAAACGUACAUCAAGCUGGACAAAAGUGUGGACCUCAACAUUGUCACGGAGAGACUGGCCGCAAGGGCAAAGGAAGAGGAAAGGCUCUAAUCCAUGCUGCAGGAUGGGGGGAGAUCAUGCCUUAGGCUCAGCGUCAUCAUUGUGUGCCUGUUGGCGCAAUCUCUCUUGGGAAAGGACCCCGAUGGCCAGAGACGUGUGUGUCAUUUUCUCUCCUUGCAGCUGAUGCAUGAAUGUGAGCAAAAUGUGAAUAUUGUGGCUUUUUCAGAAUUAAGAGGAUAUGGCACCUCUCCUUCCUUCCUUCCCUCCUCGUUUUCUAAGUGCCAUCCUGGUGCCUGUGUAGCUGUUACUGUUCUGUAAGGCCACAAGAGGGCAGCACAUACAAACCAAGAAAUUCAGUUUGAUUGGCACAUCACAACAAAGUACCAAACUUUUCGCCUUCGUGCAUUAAAAAAGUUCUUUGUCAGCACCGCUUUCCCACUUGCCAGAUUUGCUGAACAGAAAUAGAGAAUGACGCUGCAGGACCACAAAGCUAUUACUCCUUUCAUGACUAGCAUUUCCAUUCCCUCAUCUGGCAGGAACGGGUGGGAGCUGCCUUUUUCCACAAAGGGAGUUUCAGUUCCUCCAAGACUUGGUAGAUAGAGGACAUUAAAAGUACUUUAAAAAAAAAUUGGUUGUAAAACGUAACUUGUAUAUGAACCUUAGCAAUAACUAUUUAUUGAUCAGGAGGAGCUUGAAAUGAGUGAUUUUUAACUGGUCAAGCCAUUUAGUUGACAUUUUUGUCUCUUAGCUUCAGUAAAAGGGAUUGAGCCAAGA